AUGAUAACGGAUUUUAACCGAAGCCGGAGCGGAAAAGGGUUUGUUGCAAUAUCAAUGCCACGAGGGAAAGCUACAUGGGCCCCUAUAAUGACUGACGGUGCAUACCCAACCAAAAACUUUACAAAACUUAGUCAUUUGCACACACUAUGGAAACUAUUUGCUACAUACAUGAAUAUUGGGCAUGUCAUUUGGGAAGAAUUCGGUAUGAUCUACUAUUCGAUGCAACGAAUGCGAGAGUUCGACAAUGCACUUGUAAUUAUGCACUUAGGACGAAUUUCUCAGCAUCCACUAUUCCAAAAGCUGAAAAAUGAAAUCCUUUCCGCACUAACGUCCAACCCGCUAGUUGAAGCAGAAACCUACUUACCAUCUUUCAACACAAAAUACGUGUGCUUCGAGCGAUUUAUAGUUGGUGGUCCAAUCUAUUUGUUUGAGUACGGACCGAAUAAACAACAUCAUGAAAUAGAGACUCUGCUCUACAACUGGAGAAGUAAAAUACUUGAACAUUAUGGUUUCAACCAUUAUUCUAUACCAUCGCAUCAUCGGAUUACAAUAACAAACAAAACCGAUUCUGGUCGAGCUAAAUUCGCGAGAAGAAGUAUCGCUAAUCUGAACGAUGUUGUCAAAUUCGUCAGAACGACGUAUCCUAGGAUUAGAGUUGAUGUUGUUGAGUGGCAACAUUUCACAUUUCGUCAACAGCUCGAAAUACUUUUGAAAACGACCAUUUUAAUAACGCCAUCGGGAGGAGUUUCGAUGAUUGGACCAUUUUUACCACAUAGUGCCCAUGUAAUUGUCAUGGAUUCACUAUCCGACAGAGACAAUCUUGGUUUCAAGAAAGGCGAUAGUGCAUCACUCGAAACCAAGUUCUGGGCUCACUGGCAUCAUGUACGAAAAAGCUUUUAUCAGAUAUACGAUAUGAAAGAGCACGUCUGGGAUUACGAGGGCGCAAAUGACACAUUACAUUAUGCGUCUGUUAUUGUCAAUAUGACACGGUUGGAAUUGCUAAUAGAUAAAGCAUUAGAAGACAUGUCUCCAUAA
Didymodactylos carnosus is the source of this 1035-nucleotide messenger RNA. NCBI's taxonomy places the organism in Eukaryota, Metazoa, Rotifera, Eurotatoria, Philodinida, Philodinidae. The record is from the annotation of a GenBank genome assembly.